AUGGCCGCAGCCCAAGACUCCUGGCUGAAGAGGGCGAACGUGACUGUUUCCGGGGUCUUGUUCCAUUUGUUCUUUUGGGGUCUACAUAUUGGUCUUUUUGCUCUAGGAUGGUACCUGCAAGCCACAAAUCCAAAGUUAGCGGGGCUGAAUAUCCUUAACUAUUCAGUCUGGAUAUCGCGAGGCGCAGGCCUUGUGCUUUCGGUCGAUUGCACAUUGAUCCUAUUUCCUAUGUGUCGGAACAUCCUCCGAUGGCUGAGACCACAGAUUAGAUGGUUACCACUAGAUGAGUCGGCGUGGUUCCAUCAGCAAGUAGCCUAUGCUAUACUAGUAUUCACAGCCAUCCACACCGCUGCUCACUACGUUAAUUUCUACAAUGUCGAAAAAGAUCAAAUCCGCCCAGAACUUGCAGUCGAGAUUCAUUUUGCUCAGGCAGGUGGCAUCACUGGCCAUGUGAUGCUCCUGUGCAUGAUGCUGAUGUAUACCACCGCACACCACCGCAUUCGCCAGCAAGCAUAUGAAACCUUCUGGUAUGCGCACCACCUUUUUAUUCCGUUUAUGUUGGCACUCUAUACCCACGCUACUGGGUGCUUUGUCCGAGACACCGCCAGCCCAAUAUCCCCUUUCGCAGGAAAACAGUUCUGGGAUCAUUGCCUGGGCUAUGAAGGUUGGAGAUGGGAGUUGGUCAUCGGAGGUUUGUAUCUCAUAGAGCGACUCUAUAGGGAGAUCCGUUGCCGGCGGUUGACAGUCAUCACAAAAGUCAUCCGUCAUCCUUAUGCCGCCAUGGAGAUCCAAUUCCACAAACCAAGCAUGAAGUACAAAGCCGGGCAAUGGGUAUUCCUCCAAGUACCUGAUGUUUCUAGUACCCAAUGGCAUCCAUUCACCAUUACCUCCUGUCCCUUUGAUCCAUAUCUCAGUGUCCACGUCCGUCAAGUCGGAGAUUUUACCCGAGCUCUUGGAGAUGCCCUCGGUUGCGGUCCCGCUCAAGCCAAAGAUCUUGAAGGCCUUGACCCGAACGGCAUGUACGAAGUGGCCCUGCAGAAUGGACAAACCAUGCCCGCAAUUCGUAUAGAUGGACCAUACGGUGCACCGGCAGAAGACGUGUUCGAGAACGAAAUCGCAGUUCUCAUCGGCACCGGCAUCGGAGUCACACCAUGGGCAUCUAUUCUCAAGAACAUUUGGCAUCUCCGCUCUAGUCCAAACCCCCCUCGCCGACUACGACGUGUCGAGUUUAUCUGGGUCUGCAAGGAUACCUCGUCGUUCGAGUGGUUCCAAGCCCUAUUAUCUUCCCUCGAAGCUCAAUCCGCCAAUGUAGCUGCUCACGAUGGAAGCACCGAGUUCUUGCGUAUUCAUACCUACCUCACACAGCGCCUCGACGCUGACACCGCUGCAAAUAUCUACCUCAACUCUGUCGGUCAGGCCCUUGAUCCUCUCACCGAGCUAAAGAGUCGGACAAACUUCGGUCGUCCUGACUUCAAGCGACUCUUCACGGCUAUGAAGCUUGGAUUGCUGAACCAGUCCUACAUGACAGGUCUUCAGAAUUCUGGUACCACUGAGAUUGGUGUGUACUUCUGUGGUCCUAAUACUGCUGCCAUGCAGAUUAGCGAUGCGGCCAAAUCCUCAUCAACCAAGGAUGUUCGGUUCAAAUUCUGGAAGGAACACUUCUAG
Molecule: messenger RNA, 1665 nt
Organism: Penicillium robsamsonii
Lineage: Eukaryota; Fungi; Ascomycota; Eurotiomycetes; Eurotiales; Aspergillaceae
Product: putative NADPH oxidase (NoxA)
Exons: 4
Coding region: 1-1665 (554 amino acids)
Biological process (GO): defense response; superoxide anion generation
Cellular component (GO): plasma membrane; NADPH oxidase complex
Molecular function (GO): superoxide-generating NAD(P)H oxidase activity
Source: RefSeq, a predicted model, not a curated record